AUCCCAGUAUAUGAUUACAGAGUGAGGGGCUGAGCUUUAUACAGAACAUCCGUUUUCUCUCUAGUGAGUAGCACCAGUUAUAAAAAUUUAGAUUGUAACUCUGACUUCAGCUUCCGAGCAGAUAUGUCCACCUUUACUGCUGUGGCACUCCUGUUUUUUCUGGCCAUCCCUGAGGGUAUCAGUGUGGGGGACGGAGGAGUGAUUCUGCGAUGUGAGUGUAUCUCCAAGGAGAACAAGCCUAUUGGACGUUACAUAGCAACGGUUAAGGUGAACCAUGCCAAUUCCCACUGCGGUAACAUCGAGAUAAUUGCCACUCUUAAAUGGGGUGGGGAAAAGAUCUGUCUGGACCCUGAUGUUCCAUGGGUCAAAAAAGUGCUUGGGCAUAAAACCACAUUAGGCAGACCCCUUGAAGAAUAGCACAUAACAGACUGGGAUCAGAUGAACAGGACACAUUUUCAUCUCCACUGAAAUCUCAAUGUGGACACAUUUAUGAAGCACAGAGAGCUUGUUUUGCAUAAUGGGAAGGGUUCACCAGGCAGCUGUGAUAUUCUAGAAGUUGUGCCUAAUCAUCUCCACAACUUUUCAAUUUACCAGCGAGAAAGGAAGAAGUGGAGACACAAACCUAUAGGUUAUAUUCUGAAAAAUUUGUUAAACAUUAUAUGUCUUAUUACUUUAAAGAAUCUGUUUUUAUAAGCACUUAACACACCAUUUUUACUUUGUAUUACUGAAUUAUAUAUAACGCAGGCUAAAUGAAAAAGCUGUUUGAAAAAACAACUGUUGAAAAAUGCACAAUAAAUAAGAAUGAUCUUUUAAUAAAAUGAUGUUCCAAUGAUGUAAUGUUAAACGCAGUGGACUAUACAUGCACAAACUGCAUGACAGAAUGAAAUUCAACAACAGUGUCUUUGUAUAUUACCAAUAUUCAUGUUAUUUUGUAUUAACGGUUAAUAUCUGAAUUUUCUCUACAGUGGAGAUUAUAAAGAUAUUUUAAAUAAAUCCCAUGUGAUGUCAUGUAAAUACCAUACAUAUAUGUAUAUUUGUUUAAUUUGAUAAUGUCUAUAAUAUUAAACUUGACAUUUUCAGGUUGGACUUCUGAGGUCAGAUACGAUCUCUGUAUUUUGUCUCUUGAAAGGACAUUUAGAGAAUAAUUCACCAAUUUUUUCAAAAAGCAUGCUGUACUAAAUGUUUGUCUGAAAGAGCAGUGUCCUUCUUUGUCCCUUCACAUUUUUGUAUGCCCUGCAUGAUAAAUACAUAAACAUUAUGUGACUGCC
Scophthalmus maximus (turbot) is the source of this 1268-nucleotide messenger RNA. RefSeq names its product interleukin-8. NCBI's taxonomy places the organism in Eukaryota, Metazoa, Chordata, Actinopteri, Pleuronectiformes, Scophthalmidae. The record is from RefSeq and is a predicted model, not a curated record. Gene Ontology annotation, molecular function: CXCR chemokine receptor binding; chemokine activity. Gene Ontology annotation, biological process: antimicrobial humoral immune response mediated by antimicrobial peptide; cellular response to lipopolysaccharide; chemokine-mediated signaling pathway. Gene Ontology annotation, cellular component: extracellular region. The coding region runs from base 124 to 417 and encodes 97 amino acids. The transcript has 4 exons.